CUCUGUCCUCUUCUCCUCUCACACAAUCCAAAAGGUGAGGCGCCGCCUCCACCACCGCCACCACAAUCGCCACCGCCUCUCUCCCGGCGUACUCUAUCUCUUAAUCUGUAAAUUCCUUGCUUCUCUCUCUUCCUUCCUUCGUUAGGGUUUUUCCCCCCCUUCUGUAUACUCAAAUCCAUGGCGGCUAGAAAAGAAGCUGAACGGAUCAAGGGUCCAUGGAGCCCCGAGGAAGACGAGUCGCUACAGCGACUGGUCCAGAGCUACGGCCCGAGAAACUGGUCUCUCAUAAGCAAAUCGAUCCCCGGGAGGUCGGGGAAAUCGUGCCGGUUGCGUUGGUGCAACCAGCUCUCCCCUGAGGUCGAGCACCGGCCGUUCAGCCCCGAAGAGGACGACACAAUCAUCAAGGCUCACGCGCGGUUCGGAAACAAGUGGGCCACAAUCGCCCGCCUCCUCAACGGCCGCACUGAUAACGCGAUCAAGAACCACUGGAACUCCACCCUCAAGAGAAAAUGCUCUUCGAUGACCGAGGAUUUGGAUUCCCCCGACGAAAAGCCGCUCAAGAGAUCCGCCAGCCUCGGCGCCGGGACCAAUUUCUCGGGUCUCUACUUGAACCCGAACAGCCCCUCCGGAUCCGAGCUCAGCGACUCCAGUCUUCCCGGUAACAAUGCUUCUUCCUCCCCUGUCUACCGCCCGCUGGCCAGGACGGCGUCGUUGAUCCCUUCUACUCUCUCCAUCGAUGUGAGUUCUCCUUCUCCCUCGAUAAGGGAUCCCCCAACCUCGCUCAGCCUGUCUCUGCCAGGAUCCGACCCGCCCGAAAACCCGAACCAAUUGACCACGUCCGGAUCCGGGUCGGGUCUCGGAUCUGGUAGCCCGACAAAUCCCCCUCAACUCCCCAUCCUCGCACUACCACCACCGGUGCCAGCCCCCCAAUUUCCCAUCCUUGCACUACCACCGCCGGUGCCAGCUCCGGCAGUGCAGCAGGAGGAGGCGGCGGGUGAAGAGAAGGGGGAGUUGGGGUACGAGAAGCAGUUUUUCAAUCCGGAGUUUCUGGCGGUUAUGCAGGAGAUGGUGAGGAAGGAAGUGAGGAGUUACAUGUCCGGGAUUGAGCAGAAGGGGAUGUGUUUCCAGGCGGAAGCCAUAAGUAACGCUGUGGUUAAGCGAAUUGGGAUUAGCAGGGUCGAUUAAAGCGGGAAGAAGAAGAAGACGCCAUGAGUAAGUGGAAUGGCACUCCGUUGCAAUUGGACAUUAGCAGUCAGCAGAGUUUGUCGUCUGGGUCAUCAAUGGGUGAAAUUUGGGAACGGAAGGAAGGAUUAGAAGAUGUCGUUUAGUUGCUUUUUUUUUUUAUCAAUCGGUUGUUCUAUACAGGAAGGGAAGUAAUAAUUUUGGUAGUGUACAGUAGGGGUAAAAAAAAAAAAAAUGAAAAAGGGUAAUUCAGAGGGGGGCUGGGUUUGUGUUCAUUCAUUGUUCUAGAGGAAAGACUCGUCUCUGGAAUAUGAUGAUGAGGAAAAAGUAACUAAAACGAAACUGUCAAAAAUAUUAAUCUUCGCUCCAAAAAUUGAAUGAAAGGAAAAGGGAGGAAAAAGGACUCCAAUUUGGUGUCUUCUCUCGUUCAUCUCUGCCUGUUUUCUCUUGGUUCAUUUCUUUCCCAUAAUCGAAUUUAUCAGCCUGUGAAAAAAAUAAAAAUUACAUACACCGUUAGUGGGCUUGCGGCCCAAGCUAAACUGUGGUAGAUGUUAUUGGAAAGCCUAACUUCGGGCCCAAUACCUUUUUUGUUUCCCCCCUUUGAAGUUUGAACACUACACUAGAUCUGUUUGACAUCACUCUUUUUUCUGUCAGACAGCUGGAGUUUGUUUGCGUCGAGAAAGGGGAAAUGGGGAAAAGGGACACAGAAAAGCAGGAGAACCACAAAUGCAAGUGGGCGGGUUUGAAGUUGAGAGAAUUGAAAUUUGGGAAAAGGGGGUGAGUGAUGUGGUUUUGUUAGAUAGCUUGAGGGAACUUUAGCAGUAGAAAGUGAUGGUCCAGAUGUGGUGGCCUCUCUCUAUUCUGGUCUGAUGAACAUUUUAUGGCAUGUGACGGAAUCGAUGCAAUUGUGUAUUGACUAUAGAGUAUAUAGACUAAGGGGUCGUUUGGAAGUUGAGAAUGUUAAAUCGUUGAAUUGUAAUGAAUCACAACAAAAUAAAUACAUGUAUUGGUACAAUGGAUGCAUUGCAAUAAUAUAUUGUUUGGUUGUUGAGAUUCUACUUUAUGUAUUGACUUGCAUAAAGUUACUUUAUGGGG
This is a messenger RNA of Linum trigynum, 2277 nucleotides long. The record is from the annotation of a GenBank genome assembly. NCBI's taxonomy places the organism in Eukaryota, Viridiplantae, Streptophyta, Magnoliopsida, Malpighiales, Linaceae.